UGAGGCCCGGUCACGAGCUGCCACGUGUGGCCCUGGACCCGACGCUCGGGACGCCGUAGGCCGAGCCCGAUCGGGGAAAAGCAUGGAAAAAAUGACAGAUCUUGUAGCUGUCUGGGAUGUGGCCUUGAGCGAUGGAAUCCACAAGAUUGAAUUUGAACACGGGACCACAUCAGGAAAGCGAGUAGUGUACGUAGACGGGAAGGACAAAGAAACAUUCACAGUUGGAGCUGCAGAGACCAAAGCCACCAUAAACAUUGAUGCCGUCUCUGGCUUUGCUUAUGAAUAUACCCUAGAAAUUAACGGGAAGAGCCUCAAGAAGUACAUGGAGAGCAGAUCCAAGACCACCAACACGCGGGUGCUGCACUUAGAUGGCCAGGACUUCCCAGCUGUCCUGGAAAAAGACACUAUGGACGUUUGGUGCAACGGAAAACAAAUGGAAGCAGCAGGCGAGUUUGUGGACGAUGGGACCGAAACACACUUCAGCCUUGGGAAGCACGACUGCUACAUAAAGGCGGUGAGCAGCGGGAAGCGAAGAGAGGGCAUUGUCCACACCCUCGUGCUGGACAACAGAGAAACCCCAGAGACUCCCGAGUGAUUUCUCUUCAUACACUCUAGUCCGAAGAAGUCAAGAUCAGAACUUUUUAAUGACUGUGGUAAUUAAAUAUGUUCCACAGGUAACUUCUUGGUACAUUUAGUCUGCUACGUUGGUUUGUUUUUUUCCCCAAGUCAUUUGAAACUAAUAUUCCAAGGGUCAGGAGGAAAAAAUUAUGUGCGAUCAUAAUAGCCAUUGCAAUUUAUUUUUUAAAUAAUGUAAAAUGCUUUAGAGCCAAAUGGAAAAUAAGGCAGACCACAAUCAUUAGUGGUUCACUAACAGUAAAUUGUAAUAAACUGUGAAAUAA
This is a messenger RNA of Perognathus longimembris pacificus (Pacific pocket mouse), 899 nucleotides long. RefSeq names its product fas apoptotic inhibitory molecule 1-like. The coding region runs from base 83 to 595 and encodes 170 amino acids. Gene Ontology annotation, biological process: positive regulation of neurogenesis; negative regulation of extrinsic apoptotic signaling pathway via death domain receptors; canonical NF-kappaB signal transduction. The transcript has a single exon. The record is from RefSeq and is a predicted model, not a curated record. Lineage: Eukaryota; Metazoa; Chordata; Mammalia; Rodentia; Heteromyidae.